Zophobas morio is the source of this 5204-nucleotide messenger RNA. RefSeq names its product heat shock 70 kDa protein-like. Gene Ontology annotation, molecular function: ATP binding; ATP-dependent protein folding chaperone. Gene Ontology annotation, cellular component: cytosol; nucleus; cytoplasm. The record is from RefSeq and is a predicted model, not a curated record. The coding region runs from base 2291 to 4141 and encodes 616 amino acids. The transcript has 3 exons. NCBI's taxonomy places the organism in Eukaryota, Metazoa, Arthropoda, Insecta, Coleoptera, Tenebrionidae.
UAUUUCAAAAACAUGUUAUAUUACAUUUUUUACAUUUUCAUCAAGUUCCUUGUUUUGUGAUAAACUUAUGAGAGAUGUCAAGAGUACUGUGUCACAUUUUUGUUAACUAUAUAAAUCGAAAGCAUUAUUUUCGUUGUAUAGACGAUUUAUUGAAUUCUUCCCACGCAUUUGGUAGCCACUCGUCGCUUGUAUUAGUGGAGAUAUAUAUUAAUGUACUUAUAUUACAAAUCAUAAAUCAACAUGGGUGGCAGUUAAGUGUUUCGUAUCCCAUAUUCAAAAUUUACUAUUCACACAGUAUCCUCUGUACUAUACAGUGUGUAAGUAUAGUAGCGAUUUCAUGCAGAAACAUCAUUAAAUCAUGCAUAAUGCGAAUUUAAAGGUGUUAACUCAGUUUUUAAUUUCCGAUGUGAAAAACUUGUCAUGAUAAGAAAAGAAAAAAAAUUGUUUAAGUUUAUUUCGACGAAACUUUCCUAGCCCCUGAAGUACAAUGAAACGUGUCCGGAUUUUACGAAAAAUUAUAAAAUUUGAUUUUGCGAAUUUUAUUCUUGUUAUGUUAUAAGUUAAAAUAAAGAUAUGUAUGUAAUGUUAAAGUAAAUGUAAAAAAGGGGACUGUGCGCAUGUUUCGAAUGAGUUUUUCCUUUACAAAAUUUUGUGAUGACGACAUCAACAUUUUGCAAGGAGAUAUAUCAAUUUGGAUAGGUGCAGUGUAAUAGUAAUAAUAACAGCAUUAUAUUCCCAAAUUUUUGGGAAAAUAGAUUGAACCAUUUCUUAUUUAAUCAAUAAAAUAAAAUGACUCAAUCGUUAUUCUUUUUGAGUCGGCCUGUAGGUAUAAGCAAUUCUAAAAAAUUGUCGAAGGUUAUUUCGACAAGAUUUUCCCCAAAGUACAGCGCAAUAAAUCUUGUUACUUUAAAAAAAUAUAUGUUUCCGGAACAUUUAUUUAUGAUAACCUCUAUACAUUAAAACAAAUACAUAUAACAGAUAAAUAAUACCUACCAGUGACAGUAUAAAAAUCUAAAUUACAUGGUAUAAAUAUAUUUUGACAUACUAUAAUUUUUUGUUUAUUUGUAUCCAACUUUUUUUAAUGAUUCUCUACACAUUUUUUUUUCAGAUUUUUGUAGAGCUUGCUUUUCUGAAUCCAUUACUUUAAUUACCCAUACCUUACCACUUCGCCUUGCGUGCAUUAUGUUAGGAAAACACACCUGUUUAUAUUUCAUCUGGAGUGACCGCAACAGGAAACAGAUUGCUCCAAAAAUAUGAAUGCGUUGAUAAAGAUGAGUCUAUUGGUGCAAUUCUGUUACAACUUCUUAAAUUUAAAGGGUGUUAAAUUGCAAAUUUCCACAGUAAUGACUUAAAUUCGUAAAUCUAAUUGGCUAUUUGGCUGUUUAUUUUUAACAACCUUUAAAUUUUAAUACACUUUGAUAGAGAAUUGGUUCUUAAGCUUGUUUAGUGAGUCUUCCUAAUGGAGAUUAUUUCGAUCAACAUUAUUUCAACAAGAACACGUCUGUAAAUUCCGACAUGCAGUGUAAUGCAAAUAAUAAAACCGUUUCGUCGAGUUUCACCAUAGGUUAAAACGAUAUCGGUGUAUUCAAGAUUUGAAAACAAAGCCAUUUCAACACAUUUCGUCUAUAAAUUAGACAUUUGUGACACACAAACUUCAGUGUCAAAACGGUUGCUCGGGUACCUUCUUGUAGUGUUGUUAUUAUUCAAGGUGAACAUACACGGCUCGUGAAUGUAUGGGUGGGAAAAUUCUAAAUUCGACUUAAGUUUUCGAAAAAAUGCAAUAUAAAAAAGUUGUUUCAUUCCAGGAGUUCUGUUCCUGGUUAAAAUUAAUGUACUUAUUUCUGAGACACCCUGUAUAAUUAAAAAUAAUUCUGUCAAAAAUUUUUCUGUCACGUAACUUAAGGCCGAAUUUAACAAUGCCAUUUCAGCGAACAUAUACAGAUUCAUUUCUAGAGAUGAAUCGAUUACAAAUUAUCAUGAUUACCCGAUAUCCCUUUCUUUCACUCCAUUUGAAAUAAAGAAGACACCAUUUCUGAAAGAAACGAAGGUAUCUUAAACGAAUUUGAUGGUCCUUAUUGUGGAUUUAUAGAAUCAGAAAUGAAAAGUUUAAUAGAAAAAUUAUACUUACUAAAAGGCUAACGAUUUGUGGUGUUGUUAACUUUUUAAGUGCUUAUCUUAUUUAUUUAAGCUAUCUACAGUCUUAUCAAAUAAACAUUUGUUGAGAUGCCAUACUACUAUAUAAUAUAUGGAUUAAAUAAGAAAAAAAAGUGCAACGUUUUUAAUUUCCAAGAUGAACGACCUGGCAAUUGGAAUUGAUCUGGGUACGACAAAUUCGUGUAUUUCUGUUUAUACAAAAGGGAGAACACGAAUCUUAGAGAAUGAAAGAGGAGGAAGAGUUACACCAUCUUUCAUCUACUUCCAGCCGCAAGGUAGUAUUUUUGUUGGGGAACAUGCAAAAUCGAUGUCAGUUCAGAAGCCUGAAAACGGAAUUUAUGAAGUGAAACGGCUUUUAGGCAGACAGUUUGAUGACACAUAUAUUCAAAUAUCUCUGCAAUUUUUUCCCUUUGUAAUAUCUUCAGGCGUCUCUAAUCGCCCAGUGAUUUCUUUUGAACAAAAUAAUAGAACCAUCGAGAAAACACCACAAGAAUUGUGUACAAUUAUCCUCCAAAGAUUAAAAAAAUAUGCAGAAGCAAAAUUGAAUCAGACAGUAAACAAAGCCGUGAUAACCGUUCCGGCUUAUUUCAACGUAACACAGCGAGAAGUCACUUUAGCAGGAGCUAAAGAUGCUGGGUUCACUGUGCUCAAGCUGCUAAAUGAACCAACAGCAGCAGCUUUAGCUUACUAUUUCAACAAUAAUAUAACCGAAAACCAUAUUUCAUUGGUUUAUGAUUUCGGAGGUGGAACUUUUGACGUUGCGAUUCUUCAAAAAAAAAUUGACAACGUGGAAGUACUAAGUGUUGGUGGAGAUACUCAACUAGGAGGUCACGAUUUGGACAACUGCAUAUUAGAUUAUAUUUUCGAGGUAUUACGCAAACAUUAUAAUUACGAUGCGACAAUGUAUCCAGAUGAUAAAAGAAGAUUACGCAUUAAGUGCGAAGAAGCAAAGAAAGAAUUGUCAUGGGCUAAUGAAGCAGUGAUAACUAUAAAUGGAAUGGUAGCUGAACAUCCGAGAAUUAUUAUUAAGUUAACAAAGACUCUUUUUGAAGAGAAAACUGACAAGCUAUUCAAAAAAACUAUUGACAUCCUACAUAACUGCUUAGCUGAUGCAAAAAUUUCCAGAGAGUUGAUUCAAGAAGUAAUUUUGUGUGGUGGCUCUACUCGCAUCCCCAAAAUACAAGAAAUGCUUUCAGAUUAUUUCGGAGGUAAACAACUGAAUAAGUUUGUGAAUCCUGACGAAUGUGUAGCUGAAGGUGCAGCUUUGCAAGCUGCUAUGCUAUCAACUAGUAAAACACAAAACAUUGAACAACUGCAUAUGGUUGACGUAGUUCCUCUAUCGUUAGGUUUUGAUAGUUUUGGUCAUGCGAUGCAAAUUGCAAUACACAGAAACACGAAAAUACCAGCUAAAGGAUUUUGGCGGUAUGUAAAUAAAAAUGAAGAUGAUACUUCAAGUACUGUUAGAAUAUAUGAAGGCGAACGCACCGAUACAAGAAAAAAUCGAUACUUAGGAAUAUUAUUUAUUGAUGGUCUAACUCCUGCCCCACCCGGACAGCGACAUGUAACUUUUAUUUUGAACAUCGAUAAUAACGGGAUACUAACAGCUAGAGCCGAGGAAGAAUUGUCUAAUAACGUAAGGGAAGUGAAAGUGAAUUACACCAGAGGUGAUCGGAGUGAGUUUGAAAUUAAAAAUUCUUUACUCGCUGCAGCAGAAAAUCAGAAAAUCGAUGAGAAAUUCAAAAAUUUUGUUAAAAUUAAAAAGUAUGUAAAUCAAUAUUUAAGAAGUUUUUUGUAUAAUCUUCAUAAACGGAACUUGGGUGAAGAAUAUCAGUCAAUUCAGAUAUUUUGCGAAGAAACGAAAUAUAACUUAGAUUACAUGGAAGUCGACCAAGAAAAACGGGUAAAAGAUCUUUAUAAAGAAAUGAAGAUGAAAUGUGAUCCAAUUGCUGAGCGGCAUAAUUUUGACUACAUGCCCAAAUAUGAGUAAUAUCCACACUGUCUAACCUAUAAAGUGUGUUUGUUUAAGUAUUACUAACUUCGUAACAAAUACUUUUCUUAAAAAUCAAUAAUACAAAGACGAAAAUGUAGUUAAAUUUUGUCGAAUAUUUCUGUAAUUAUUUACUUAAGAGUAUAUAUUGUUAUACGUGAAUAGUUGAGAUAAUCAAUAUAAAUAGGCAUGAAAUAUGUAACCUCACAAAACAGAAGAAUGUAGACUUCAGAAAGUCCUCAUUUUUACAUGGAGUCAACCCCAUAUACCCAGAGAGUAGCUAUUUGGGCGGCGAUUAGCCAACGCAGAAUUAUUGGUUCGGUUUUUUGGUACUUUUGAUGAAAACAUAUCUGCUGCAAGAUACUAAGUCGAAAUUUUAACGCAAUUUUUAAAUACUAGGAUCGUGCUAGAAGAAGAAUUGCGAAAUAGAAAAAUUCUUGAAAUUAAUAACAAGUUUUUGAUGUGACACUUUCUUCGAUUGAAUUUUCACCGCCUGCUCUAAAUAUAUUUCUUAUUGUACAUCAGUUAGUAUUCCGAGCACAUUAAAACAUUUAAUAUGUGCCAAACCAGUGUUUUAUAUGUGUAUCUGCAACCCGUAACUUUAUUUAAACAAGGCACAAUGUGGACUUAAAAGUGUUAGAGCUUUGCCCAUACUGGUUCCUUAGUCUUUCAAAUUCAAAGGUAAGAAAUAUAUCAUGUAAUGCGUUGAUGAUAAGAAAAAAAAAACAUUCCAUUGCAACAACUUAACAAACAUUGAUUGCCACCAUAUUUGAAAAACCAGGUGAUGUCAUUUGUGGAAAAACCAGCAGCGAUAGAGUAUGAACAAUGUAUUCAUUUGUUUUGCAAGUGGCUGAAAUAUAUAUUAUUGGGAAGACCCGGGGAAAUUGUGAUGCCGUCAUUUAAUAACAUUUUACGGCGUUUUAUGAAACAGAUGACAUAUCAAGGUCUACGUCGUUGAAAAAGUAGAAAAUGUACUGUGUUUUUAGAACGCUUACAAAAGGUAAUUUCUGGAAGAAACAAAGACAUUUUAAUGCGAAUGUAGUGCUCUUUUUGUAAAUUUAUC